CAACAACGAUGAAUUCCAACGCCGUCGCACUGCUGCUGUUCGUGGCAUUGGCCGUAUGCAUCGGGGACAGUGCCGAAAUACCGCCGCUGCCGGUGCAGGACGACCAGAACGGUGCAUCGUCGGCGGAGACACAGGACUCCUAUCUCGGCGUGAAGCUGUACAAAGUGGAACGACCGUGCGCCAUGCUCGGCGGUUUGUGCGUCCAGACCAGCGAGUGCAGCCAUCGGACGGCGAACAGUGGCCUGUGCCCGGAAAAUGCACACCUCGGCGUGGAUUGCUGCUACGAGGUAAAACCAGCCAAAAACCUCACCUGCCACGAGUUCCGGGGAGCCUGUAUGGACCGCUGCGCUCAAGCCCUCCAGCGGCCGGCCACCGACUGCACCGAUGGGCAAACGUGUUGCGUGUUGGUUGGCUAGGGUGCGGGGAAAAACCCCCAAAAAGGCGCCCCGAACAAGCAGAACAUUGAAUCGUGGAUCUACGCUCGGAUGAACAAACCAUUUGCUUGACGUACAGAAAGGGGCGCGAGGGACAGGUCAGGCUUUCAAAACGUUUUUCAAUGACUAGGAGUGGAGGUACGGUUGCUUAAAUUGAUCUUAUUAAAUGAUGCUAGUUUAAA
This is a messenger RNA of Anopheles coustani, 616 nucleotides long. Its product is annotated as U-scoloptoxin(19)-Tl1a. The transcript has 3 exons. The record is from RefSeq and is a predicted model, not a curated record. The coding region runs from base 9 to 416 and encodes 135 amino acids. NCBI's taxonomy places the organism in Eukaryota, Metazoa, Arthropoda, Insecta, Diptera, Culicidae.